AAAUCUAGGAAGAAGAAGAAGAAAGAGGCGUUUGUGUAAUAUUCUCCAAAAUAUGCGUUUACAGAAACAAGAAAGGUGAAGCUGAAGAAGAAGAAGAAGGCAAAGAGUGAAGAGUAGAGAGAAAGAGAGAGACUUUCCCUAUUGCUUUUAAGGGUAAAGACGGCUCUUAAGCUUUGCUUGCGAGCUUAGUUUUCAGUUUCUUCCUUUUCUCGUUUCUUUCCCCACGCCAAGAAGAAACAUAAAUGAUAAAUCCGCCCGUUACACGACGAAGUUUUUCACCCCAAAAAAUUUAGAAAAAAAAAAAUUCUCAAUUUCUUGGUUGGAUCGGAUCUGAAUAGGACCCGCAAAACAACACAGGAGAAAAGCUGUUCCCAAUACAAAAUCUAUCGCCUUUUCACCGGUGGUUUCUUACAAGGGCUUCCCUCCCUCCCUCUCUCUUAACCGGUCAUGAAAGCUUAUUAGUCUCUCAUCUGCAUUCUUGAUCAGUGUCUGAGUUUUUGGCUAUUGGCUCUUUAAUUGUGUCUUUCAAACUGCACAAUGGAAUCACUUGUUGAUGGGAUUAGCUCCUUGCCCAGUGGUCAUAGUUCUGUAGCUUCUGCAGACUGUACUGCUUCUUUUGUGCCCAGAACAAGUCGCCCACCUCAUCAUCCUUCUAUGAAACAAUAUAGAAAUGAAGGAUCAUCAUCCUCAUCUUACCCAAUAGCUGGUGACUUUGAAUCAAAGGUUCUGCUAAGCUCAAAAGGCUCUAUGGUCAGCUCAAAAGGUUCUGCUAAUCAUGAGAUUUCUCAUGUUCAUGUUCAGAGUGACAUAGUCUCUACUUCAGCAGGAGAUCAUUUGGAGUCAAAUAAAGGGAAGAAGGAAUUUCUGGGGGUAGAAGAUUUUGUUCCAAAAGCAGAAGGUUCGUCUGGUAAGCAUCUAGUUAAUGAUUCUCAGAAUUAUAAGUCAAAUGAGUGUUUGGAGCCUGGGGAAUUUACUACACAGAAUGCUGCCAAAGGAAGUAGUAUUGACUUGUUGAAUGGCCAGUUACCUCCUCAAUCAGGAUACUGUCCUAGUCCUCAAAAUAGUUUCUACUCUGCUACGCUAUAUGCAGAAGCCAAAGAAAGCUUCACCAACACAGAAGUGAGUGAAUGUGCUAGCAGUGUUGACAAGUCUGGUGAUAGUGGUGGUGAAGUUAGCAACUCUUGUGAUUUUGUUGAGAGUACAAAGACAAGCGUCUAUAGAGCUAGCACUGGUAGUGAUGUUAGUGAUGAGAGCAGCUCUAGUAGUUUCAGCAGUACAAUAUCUAAACCACACAAGGCAAAUGAUACAAGGUGGGAAGCAAUUCAAGCCGUCAGAUCUCGUGAUGGAACAUUGGGGUAUAACCACUUUAGAGUAUUCAAACGAUUGGGAUGUGGUGACAUAGGAAGUGUUUAUCUAGCAGAGUUAAUUGGUACAAGAAGUUAUUUUGCCAUGAAAGUGAUGGACAAGGCAACUCUAGAGAGCCGUAAGAAGCUUGUGAGAGCACAAACAGAAAGAGAGAUACUGCAAUCUCUGGAUCAUCCCUUUCUGCCCACUUUGUAUUCGCACUUUGAGACAGAAAAGUCCUCUUGCUUGGUGAUGGAGUUCUGUCCUGGCGGAGAUUUGCACGCUCUUCGUCAGAGACAGCCAGGGAAAUAUUUUCCAGAGAAUGCUGCCAGGUUUUAUGUGGCAGAAGUUCUCCUUGCUUUAGAGUAUCUGCACAUGCUGGGUAUCAUUUAUAGAGACCUUAAACCAGAGAAUGUUUUGGUGAGGGAAGAUGGACACAUAAUGCUGUCUGAUUUUGACCUCUCUUUAAGGUGCGCUGUGAGCCCGACUCUGGUUAAAUCCUCGAAUUCAAAUAUAGAAUCAAAGAAAUCGGGAUACUGUAUCGAGCCAUCUUGUGUAAUCCAGCCAUCAUGUAUCCAACCGGCAUGCUUCACACCACGCUUCCUUAGCAGGGCCAAGAAAGAUUCAAAGAAGAAGACGAAGCCAAAGACCGAGAUACAUAGUCAAGUAACCCCUCUUCCCGAGCUGAUUGCAGAACCAACGAAUGCUCGUUCAAUGUCUUUUGUGGGUACACACGAGUACUUGGCCCCCGAGAUCAUAAAAGGCGAAGGACAUGGCAGUGCUGUUGACUGGUGGACAUUUGGGAUCUUUCUGUACGAACUUUUGUUUGGGAAAACUCCUUUCAAAGGACAGGGAAACCGGGCAACAUUGUUCAAUGUUGUUGGGCAGCCGUUAAGAUUCCCAGACUCUCCGACUGUGAGCUUUGCUGCUCGGGACUUGAUCAGAGGUUUACUAGUGAAGGAGCCACAGCACCGUCUUGCCUAUAGGCGCGGGGCAACAGAGAUAAAACAGCAUCCGUUUUUCCAGAGCGUGAAUUGGGCGCUGAUAAGGUGUGCCAGCCCCCCGGAUGUGCCAAAACCAUUCAUAUUCCAACAGCAACAGGCGGCGGCAGCAGCAGCAGCAGCGGCGCAGAAAUCUCCGGCAGCCACAAAAGGGCAAAGUGGUGUUGAUGUCAAGUCUUCGGAUAAUUAUUUCGAGAUUGAUUUCUUCUGAUGAUUCAUUCUUGUUUCCUUCUUUUUCUAAGUCGCCGUCAAUCACUGGACUGGACAGUAGUAGUAGUAGUAAGUAGUGUACUUUGAAUUAUAUCAUCUCCUUUUAUGUUGGAAGUAAGGAAUGCCAAUUUGUUCUUUGUUCCUGUCAGGAGCGGAGCUGAGCCAAAUGUAAAGUGCACUAGACUCUUUCUUG
Ipomoea nil (Japanese morning glory) is the source of this 2748-nucleotide messenger RNA. RefSeq names its product serine/threonine-protein kinase D6PK-like. Gene Ontology annotation, cellular component: plasma membrane; nucleus; cytoplasm. The transcript has 4 exons. NCBI's taxonomy places the organism in Eukaryota, Viridiplantae, Streptophyta, Magnoliopsida, Solanales, Convolvulaceae. Gene Ontology annotation, biological process: protein phosphorylation. The record is from RefSeq and is a predicted model, not a curated record. The coding region runs from base 538 to 2556 and encodes 672 amino acids. Gene Ontology annotation, molecular function: ATP binding; protein serine/threonine kinase activity.